Molecule: messenger RNA, 746 nt
Organism: Coccidioides immitis RS
Lineage: Eukaryota; Fungi; Ascomycota; Eurotiomycetes; Onygenales; Onygenaceae
Exons: 3
Coding region: 119-382 (87 amino acids)
Source: RefSeq, a predicted model, not a curated record
GUCCCACUGCGGCAUUUAAAACUGACCGUUUAAAGGUUUGAACAUAUGCAGUUCUCCAGAGCAAACGGAGAUCUCACGACAUAUUCAAAUUGCUUAGCCAGUAAGGAAGAGAAGGAAAAUGUCGCAACAUCACGUUAACCCCGUCAAAGUGUGGCGGAUGUGGGCAAUGUCCAGGAGUUUAAUGGGUAGGUGCUGCAGCUCGCAGAAGAGCAAGGAAGAUCGCAAAAAGGUCCCCAGUGGUGCCAGAGGAAAUCGCAACCACGUGAUCCUGGUUUUGAACACCCAAACUGUAAGAGAGAGAGAGGGAGGGAGAGGGAGUUACAAGGCCUCUACUAGAACUGUUGGUACAGUACGUGCCACACAUUUAUAUGUCUUUGCAUAACACAGCACGAUUGCAGGCGCUGAACAUGUUGCCAAUCUGGCCCUGGUGUCUCCAUGAGGGUGGUUAACUGUAUCUUUAUACAUAUUCCACUGCUUGAUUGACCCGGACCCCGUUUAUUGAUUCCGCUCAAACGCAGAGCCUUCCGAUGCCGAUUGUGCAGGGUUUCGGAUACGUGCUUCGAAUCUUUGGAUUAGAAAAGCGGUUCUAUAAAAUCUCGUACUAUAAAGAAAACAAUGAUGGAACUUCAAAAUGCGGAAAAGCCAAUCGCUACCGGCCGCAAAAUCCACCAUCAACCUGCAGAAUUGUCAGCGGACUGAAUCAGAAUAUAUACCUUAAGGAAUGCAGCAUACCGUUAAAACCUCUC